Drosophila bipectinata is the source of this 5467-nucleotide messenger RNA. Lineage: Eukaryota; Metazoa; Arthropoda; Insecta; Diptera; Drosophilidae. The record is from RefSeq and is a predicted model, not a curated record.
UUCCACCUCUAGUGGUUUCGGUUCCGAGAUUCUCCACUAUUUUAAGAGUUGAAAAGUCUUUUCUAAAUUAAACUGAACAUGUAAAUCGCCAUUGAAUCGGGAAUCGGGCUCGGGAAUCAAUAAUACGCUAUUAAAAGCCGUGUUUGAAAACGCGCUCUCUCUCAGCGGCGUGUUUUGUGACGUCAAAAGCAGCGACGUCCUUCGCUGGCAGACACUCGCACGCACACACACACAGACGCACACACGCGGGCGCGCACAAACACCGACACACCGACACACACACACACGUGCAAUUUACACACAGACACAAUACACAAUACACGCACGCAUUGAGAGAAAAUCCUGCCACCCCUCCCCCACCGCACCCGCACCCGGGAGCAGUGGUGUGUAGAGUGAGAGAGCGAGUCCUUUGUGGCCGCGCGUGCCGUGCAUGUGUGUGUGUGCACUAGUACAACUACAACGGUAAAAAAAAAAAACAACAAAACACAGGAGGAAAAGAAAAGAAAAAAAAGGAAAAAAAAAUGGAACAGCCGAGCAUCCUCGUCAAAAUCCUGCACUCGAUUCCGCACGUGAAUUAUACAUUCCGUCGGGUUAACGACACCUUCAAUCCCGACAGCGAUGUUUACCUCGAGAGCCUUGGCAUCUUGGCCUCGAUUCCCGCCGGUCUGCUGAUCGUUUCUCUGCUGGGAUUGCUUCUCUACCUCCUGACCCGUUGCUGUGACCGCCGCCAGCGGAAGCCCAGUGCCCAGAGAUGCCAGAGUUGUUCAUUGGUCAUCAUCACCCUGAUGACAUGUGCGGCCAUUGGAUUAGGCUUGUAUGGCAAUGAUGAUUUCCACAAUGGCUUACUGCAGGCCUUUGGUUCUGGCAAGAAGGUGGAGGGCCUGGUGCUAACCCUCAAGAAACAGACGGAGAGCAUCAAACAUGAUCUGGAGACCCGCAUGGCCGGCCACAGGGUGGAGCAACUGGUGGAGAAGCCACAAUACAAUCAGACCGUGGUGAUGCUCCUCAUCGAGACCUCUCGCCUGGUGACGGAGAACACCUCCCGGGCGGUGGCCUCCCUGGACAGCAUGGUGCACUACUUCAUGAAGGCCAAGGGCCAGGAGAACGACACUUCCCUCAUGGGAUUACUUCAGUUGGGUGAAUUUUAUGAAUCGAUACGUUGGCCCGCCACCUUGGCCUUCCUCACCAUACUCCUGCUGCUGUGCACCGUCCUGGUGAUCGGUGUGGCUAGGCGGUCACGUUGCACUCUGAUCUUCUUCAGCGUUUCGGGUCUGUUCUGCAUCAUCAUCUGUUGGCUGUUGGCGGGCAUCUAUCUGGCCUUCAGUGUGGCUGCCGGUGACUUUUGUAUGCGUCCCCAUGACUACAUGUGCCGUCAAGUGGGAAUGCGGAGCCCGUACGUGGAUUUCCUGAAUUGUGGAACGCCACGAAAUCGUUUCAUUUUGCGGUUGAACGAAUCCCGGGACUUGGUGGAUCGGGCCCGGGAGAGUGUGGAGCUCAUGCAGCGCAUGGUCCAGGAGACCUAUCCACCGAUUGACAUUAAACGCACCCUGACCGCCAUGGACCAUGACCUGGAGGAGACGCAUCGUAAUCUGACCACCUUAUCGGCCACAUUGGAUCGUCGGGCCAUAGAUCGGCAUUACGAGGAGGCGCUGCGUGGUCUGUGCGGCGGUGGGCUACUGGGACUCAGCCUGAUGAUGGUGGCAGGACUGCUGACCUCUUUCCUGCUAACCAUACUGGUCUAUGCCGAUUCCCAUGCCUGGAUCUACUUGACAAAGAGGUAAGGGCAUUGGAACCCCCCCUUGGAUGCGGAUAAAUCGGAGACGGCGCCACUGUUUCCUGCCUCGAAUGCGCCCAGUGCCAGUAUCUCGCCCACAGCUCCCAUGGGCACUGGAACGAUAAACCGAACACUGUUGCACCACCAACAGGCAGCCUCGGGCGGUACUGGUGCUCUUAGCGGCGGUGGUUCCGGCAUGGGCGGUGCAGGAGGGGGCGGCGGCGGCGGCGGUGGAGGAGGCAUCAUCGGCGGCGGAGGACCUAAUGGACAUAAUGGCGUGACGCCGUACCGUAAUGGAACGGCCGGCCUGAGACAAGGGUUGGUGGCAUCACCUUCAUCACAAUCCAGCCACAAUUCAUCUCAAAACAACCACCACCACCACAACCACCAAAAUCAACAGCAUGGCACCUUAGCCGGCUAUCAACAACAACCACAACAACAACCACUACUACAACAACAACAACAACAACAACAACACCUGUACAGCAACAACCACCACAGCAACAACCAUUACUACAGCAACAACACACAGCAUAGAACUAACUCAGCGGGGCAGGCGGGGGCGAUGACGCUAAUGGGCGGGGCCAGCGGUCGAAGGUCACCGUCGCCGCCGCCCUGCUAUGAUUUGGUGCAUGGCACAAGGUCUGGUCACCAUACUCUGGGUCGACUGCCGUCGCAUCAUCAACAGUCCGCGUCAUACCUGCCAGGACCGAACAAUGGAAAGUACGCGACGCUCAGCAAGCAGUGUAAGACGCUCGAAUCGAACGACUUCUACUGAGAUUCGCUUGCCUGCAGCACCCAUGCAGGCAGUAGCAGCAACACAGUCCAGCAGCAGCAACAGCAGCAGCAGCAACAGCAACAGCAACUGCAACAGCAGCAGCAGCAACAUCAAUCAAUCAGCCAGAUCAAUCAGCAUCAGAGUUCUCUGAAGAACAUAUUCGCCUCGGCCACCCUGCCCCGUUCCACUGGCAGCUCCAUACGCUCGGUACUCUCCGCCCAGACCUCGAAUGCUGGGAUAUGUCGCUCCACUGGGAAUGGUCUGGACGGUGACUUUGGCGACGAUCGAGAUCCUCGGGAUGUCACCAACAACAGCUUCAAUCGCUUCGAUCCCAAGUACAUUAGCAUUGGUCCGAAGGCGGUCCGGGGUCAGAAUAAUAAUCUAAACAUCAUAUCGGCCGCUGCGACGGCCAAUAAGUGUGCCACCUUGAGGCAUGUCGGGCGGUAUGGUGGCUCCCUCAAGGGCGUGUCGGCGGUGAGUGCCACAUCGGCGGUGGCCAAUGUUCCGGCCGUUCAUUCCCCAAAUCUGCGAAGUGCCAAGACUCCGUCGAUAGCUACCGUUUCUAAGGAUUACUGCCAGCAGCCGGACUGCAUACCGCAGGAGUAUUUGUUGCAGCAACAACAACAACAACAGCAGCAGCAGCAGCAACAGCAACAGUUGCAACAGCAGCUGCAACAACAACAGCAGCAAUUGCAGCAACAACAGUUGCAACAACAGCAGCAACAGCAGCAACAACAAAUGGUGGUGCCACCAGCACCGCCACAACCUGCACCACCGCCACCGCCCAAACCAAAGAUAGUGAAUACUUUUACGGAAAUACCCGGCACCACGGGCGUGGGCAGCUCCUAUGCCAAGGAGCAGCAGCAGCAGCAACAGUUACUGGCAUUGCAGCAGCAACAACAACAGCAACUAAUUGCCUUCCAACAGCAGAGGGAACGAGAGCAACAACAACAGCAACAACAACAGCAACAGCAGCAGAGAGAGUUGCAUCCACCGACCACCCACAUAUUGCCACCAUCGGCUGUCUAUAGCAUUGAGAGCAGUGAGUUGCCGACAGCAGCACCGAGGUUGCAACAACGCUCCCUGAAUCCCGCCUCCAUUGUGAACCAGCCACUGCCCGAAAUACCCACUUCCCAGUCAAAGAUCUCGGCCCAGCCGCUCUGUGCCGCUAACUUGGGGCAAUAUCGUUCCCUGCAACGGCCCCAGACCCAGAAGUUGCAACCAGUGGCGGUACAAUCGCCGCAACAACAGCCGCCCACGUUGCCACCAAAGAAUAGACACAAAAAGGCCAUCGAUACCAGCAAUGCCAAUCAUAUGCAGACUCUGCCCCCGAAAUCUGCAAGCUUGAGGCAGCAACAACAGCAACAGGAGCGUGAAAGGGAGCGGGAGAGGGAGCGAGAAAGGGAGAGGGAAAGACCCCGUAGAGCAGAGACUCUGGAUAAUGCCCGAAGCUAUAUAGAACAGCAGUAUCCCAGUCAGUUGAUCACCAAGAAGCAACAUUCUUACGACAGCAGCUAUCACCAGCAACAGCAGCAGCAGCAGCAGCAACAGCAACAACAGCAGGCCUUCUACCAGCGACAACACAACAACAACUUCUCAACAAAGCAACAACAACAACAACAACAGUUGCUGAUAGAACAACAACAACAGGCCAUGUUCUAUAGAUCCCUGAAACGUGGAGAACAGAGAGCUGCUGCUGCUGCGGCAGCUGCCACCAGUGUGGCGAUUAGCAACCAUAGCGAUCUAUAUUCUGUGACGGAAUUGUAGGAGUGCGCCUGCUGCGGCGGCGGUGUGGAUGUGGUGCGUCGCGGCGCCUCAUCCACAUCGCUGCACGCAGCGGCGGCCACCCAAACCCAAGGACAGCCGGCGCCGGGACAGCAGGCGCCCAUACCCCUGCCACCGAAAAAGAAUCGCAGGGAGCGAGAACAGCAGCGGGAAAGAGAUCGCGAACGGGAAAGGGAAAGAGAUCGUGAACGGGAGAGGGAUCGGGAUCGGGAUCGAGAUCGUGACAGGGAUCGGGAACGGGAUCGGGAGCAGAUCACCUGCAAUGCCAAUCUGUGCGAGGAGCACGAGUAUGAUGAGUACUACCCGCAGGCCUACGAAAUGCAGACCACAUCCACGGGACUGGGUGGGGGGAAGCACAGCAAGACGGGUCAGAGGGCAGCCACGUUCGAUGUGGCCGAUGCCCGGGACUAUGAGCUGAAGCGUCUGGGGAAUCGUCGGUCCCAGCAACAGGCGGCGCCCAGCAAACGUAACGGCGGCAAUGGCGUGGUGGUGACUGCCAGCGGAGGAGGAGGCACCGGAACCACCGGAGGAGCAGGAGGAGGAGGAGGUGGUGGUGAUCACCAUCGCAGUCACGAUCGGGAGAGAUCUCGCAGCGAUCAUCGCAUCGCUAGCUAUGCCUGUGAGGAUGUCACCUCCACGGCCCUCUGCAGUGCCGGUUCUAUGAGUUCCAUGCUGCAACCUGGUGGCAAUAAUGGAGGUGGAACCACUGGAGGAGGAGGAAGCGGUCAUCGCAGUCACUCACACCAAAGGGAACACCAUCAGCGAGACUCCCAACAGCAGCAACAACAACAACAGUUGCAACAAUUGCAACAGCAACAGCAGCGUGAUCGACGCGAAAAGACCUUCAAGGUAUGAUUUUUAGAGACGUCAUAAGAAUUGUCCAAUCCGCGCCAGGAUACCCACCAAUCGAAUGGUCGAAACGGUAGCUCCAGGCGGCGGACACGUUGAGGGAUUCUAAAUGGAUGCAAACGUGGCGGAUUCGAUCGAAAAAAAGCAAAAAAACCCCCGAAAAAGGAUCCAAAAGCCUGCCUGUAUUUUGUGUUUAAGCUUAAGUCGUGUAUCUCUAUCUCUGUCCAACCGCCAGCCCAGCCUAGCCCAGUCUCUGUAUCUGUCACUUAUACACUUGCCAA